Messenger RNA from Scomber scombrus (Atlantic mackerel), 2702 nucleotides. RefSeq names its product lipolysis stimulated lipoprotein receptor (gene lsr). The transcript has 10 exons. The record is from RefSeq and is a predicted model, not a curated record. The coding region runs from base 172 to 1974 and encodes 600 amino acids. NCBI's taxonomy places the organism in Eukaryota, Metazoa, Chordata, Actinopteri, Scombriformes, Scombridae. Gene Ontology annotation, biological process: establishment of blood-brain barrier; tricellular tight junction assembly. Gene Ontology annotation, cellular component: tricellular tight junction; plasma membrane.
CAGGUGCACUCCUCUCGUCUGCUGCAUACAAAGACACAAAAUGGAGGUGAAACUACCUGGCUGAGGAAAAGUACAGUAGCGCUAAAUAUUAUGCUGAUGUUUACUUUUGUGUAUUUGGUGAUUUAAAGAAUACAUACGUCGAUUGAGACAUCGAGGAAAAAAGGACUAAACAUGAUUUGGAUUUUAAUCAUCGCCGCUUUAAUGGCGCCAGAGUCCACCACAGCUGUAUCAGUGACUUGCCCUACCAAGAGGUACAUCGUCAUCCUCUUCCAGCCCGUCACCCUCACCUGUAACUACCAGACGACAGCCACUCAACCUCCUGUUGUCACGUGGAGGUACAAGUCUUAUUGCCGGGACCCGAUCCAGGCUGCGUUGAAUCCCAGUAGUGCAGAUAACAUCCUGUCUCAGAACAACCCCAACUACGACGCUAACAUCGAGUGUGCCGACAGCCAGAGGACAGUGCGCAUAGUGGCCUCCAAGCAAGGCAAUGCUGUCACCCUUGGCACGGAGUACCAGGGUCGCAAGAUCAGCAUCCUAAACAAUGCAGACCUGAACCUCGCACAGACUGCGUGGGGCGACAGCGGUGUCUACGUUUGUUCUGUGAUCUCUUCCCAAGAUCUUUCAGGAAAUGGUGAAGAUUACACAGAGCUAAUAGUACUGGACUGGCUCCUCGUUGUUUUGGUGGUCUUGGGUUUCCUGCUACUGCUGCUCUUCAUUGGGAUCUGCUGGUGCCAGUGCUGUCCACAUACCUGUUGCUGCUACAUCAGCUGCCCCUGCUGCCCCGAACGCUGCUGCUGCCCACGAGCAUUGUAUGAGGCAGGGAAAGCAGUGAAGAAAGGUAUACCCAGUCACUAUGCUCCCACUCUCUAUGCUCCCAGUAUGUACGCUCAGCCAGCAUAUGGUGGACCGCUAAUGAAUCAGCCUGGGAUGCCACUGCUUCCUCUACCCAACGGAGCCGGAGCACCACAACCCCACAAUGGUUACGGUCGUGAAUAUGAUGGUGCCAGCUCAGUCGGACAGGGCUCCCAGGUGCCUCUGCUACAUGACCAAGACGGCGGAGGGGACCACACUCGCAGUGGAUAUCGUAUCCAAGUGGACCCUGAUGGGAAUGCCACACGUGCCAUUUAUUACAUGGAGAAAGAACUGGCCAACCUGGACCCGUCCAGACCUGCCAACUACAACCGCUUGGAUAAUAUGAGUGAAGUCUCAUCCCUGCACGAUCAUUUGGACCCUCGGGGCCGCGGGGGUCGUUCACAGCCACCACCUCUGGCAACAGUCUAUGACCGGGAUGAAGCCAUGAGCACCAUCAGCAGUGUUUCCCAGCAUGCCCAGCGCCGGGUUGGGCACAUGGGGGAUCGCGUACGUGCCCGCUCCAUGGAAAACCUUGAUGACAUUGGACGCCACUAUGGCCGAGACGACUACGCACCACGACACCGUGAUGAGCCCAGAGGCCGGAGAGGUUCGGAUGAUGAGUGGAGCAGCAGUGCCCGCAGAGGCUACGGCCGUGACUCUGAUGACCGCAGACGUCGUGACUACUCCCCUGAUGACCGUCGCAGUAAUGGAGGAAGAGAUGGUUACGGUGGCCUCCCCGGAAAACGUAGCCGCAGCCGUGAUGACUUAAUGGAUCUGGAUAGGGAAAGGGAUCGUCGGCCUGGUGGAGGCACGAGGGGCGGGCGAGAUGACUAUGACGACAGCUUCCUGAGAGAGGCCAUGGAGAGGAAGAAGAUGGGUGAGCAGCAGAGGGCCCGCAGCCGGGACCGACUGGACACGGAGAGCGACCGCUCAGAUAGGGCGAGGACACCACGUGGACCGCCCCCACUCCCUGUAAGCUCGCCUGCUGGAUACGCUGGUCGCCGUGACGACUACCCUCCACCUCCACUUCCACCAUACAGUGACGAGGAAAGUGUGUCAUCUUCAAAGAAAAGCAACCUGCGCAAGAAUGGAGCAGUGAGUCGGGAGAGCCUGGUGGUGUAAAACUAACCGUGAUGGGAGCAACCUGUCCAAUAAUGCAGCUUCAAUUCAUCAGUUUAACCAGAUACAUGUUUAAGACUGUAAAUAUCUUUCACACUGCUAAUUUGCCGUGCUGAUUUUUAUAUUGCAUAAUUUACGAUAAGCUUAUGACAAAUUGAUGCUGAAUGUGUAUGUGUACUUUUCUAACAGACGAGGUGCACAAAUUAAAUGUUUUUUGUUUCUUUUCAUGUAUAAAACAUUGUGGCUGCCACAAGUGCCUUAGUGUGUACAGAAUUUUACUUUUAGAUGUGAAAUAAUUCUCUGUGAAAGUGUUCACAAUUUGAAUAAACACGUACUGAUUGGUUUCAAAUUAGUUUUAACCUUUUACAUAGUUUCAGUAAGUUGAUAGAGAUACUGAUGUAGAUUCAUAGGGGUUUAUUGACUGUUUUAUCUUUUUACCUGUGAAGAACUGUUUUUAUAAGAAAAAAUAUGUACAUGAAUAUUUUGUCUUUGCCUUUUUCUUGUGUUAGUGUGCUCAAUGUAUUUAGAAACCUGGUGAACAAAAUAGUCUUGGUUUAAAUUAGUGUUGUUUAUUUUUAGUUGUUUUUUUCUUUUUUCUUUUUUUUUUACACUGAAUUUCAGUUUUUAACCUACAGUAUAUUGUACAGCCGACCAGUAAUACAGUCUGAAAAUGAAAUUUGUUUAUUGUGAUGUGAUAAAACCUAAUUUUACAAUAAAGGUCUCCAUGGCCA